AAACGCGUCGCUGUCAGUCCUUGGGGCAUGGCCUCCACCUCCACCACCCCAGCGUAUACGAAUUCCGAUCAAGCUAGGGCGCAAGCGGCAUUCACCGCAAGCCUCCGAAUCGCAGGCUCGAUGACAGUCGGUGGGGCCUUCUACGGUUUCAUGUCCACAGCGGCAGCCUUGUGUGCGCAUUCGCUCAUCCAGACCCGCCAAUCCCGCUCACGGAAACAACUCACGUUCCUUCUCGCAUACGUUGGUACACUCUGGUUGGCAGGCACGGCGGUGGUCGUGGGCAUGGCAGGAGUCGCCAUCGAUGCGUACGUAAUUCACGCGUCAACAUCACUUCAGAGCCCGUACGUGCAGAAUCUCGCUCCGGGAGGAUUCACAUCGGUCGCGGAUAUCCCUCUGUGGAUAAUUUGCAUGCUUUCGGAUGGGAUGAUGGUCUGGCGGUUCAAAGUCGUUUGGUCAAUGUCGCGUUUCUAUCGCUAUCUUUUAGCGGCACCUAUUAUCCUCUAUCUGGGAACAUCGAUCCUCGGUUUCCUUGCAUUCGUAGUCUUUAGUAAACUCCCAGUCACGGCCGGCGAUAGUACUACCUUCAACGUGUAUCUUGUCACCGCCAUGUUCCUGUCAUCUUUCUGCCUCAACGUCUACAUCACCGCCUUCAUAGCAGGUCGUCUCUUUCUUUACAGGCGCCGCUUUAAAGCUAAUUGGGGAAUGCCCGGCUCAAGACACUACUCAUCCAUGGGCACCAUACUUAUUGACUCAUACGUCCCUUUAACAGUCUGCACCGUCCCAUUCCUGGCAACGUACCUCAUAAACAAUCCGGCCGAGUACAUGGUCGCCGUAAUUCUCGGUGAGAUGCAGAUCAUCGCGCCACUCGUGGUCAUGAUUCGGGUCUCACGCGGGGUUGCAUGGGAUUCGUCGAUGGCAUCGGAGUCACUGGAGGAUGCGGUAGACAGGAUGAUCGAGGCUCAAAGUCUGCGGAUCGUGUAGGAAGGGGUGUAAGUAUUGUGUUCCAAUGAAAGCAUCUAUCCAGUGGAGAUGGUCCGCUAGAAGACUGGUAGCUUUAUGCCUACAAUCGUAGUAUUAUGAUUUUACCGACAAAUACCUACUUUAGUUUACUAUUACUAAUGACAGGAAACCC
This is a messenger RNA of Coniophora puteana RWD-64-598 SS2, 1132 nucleotides long. RefSeq lists its product as uncharacterized. The transcript is spliced from 4 exons. Bases 28 to 981 code for a protein of 317 amino acids. The record is from RefSeq and is a predicted model, not a curated record. Lineage: Eukaryota; Fungi; Basidiomycota; Agaricomycetes; Boletales; Coniophoraceae.